AAGUGUAGAAGCUUCAUUAGUCUGACUUCAGCUGGUGAUCGAGGCGUUUUAUGGCUGUCUAUUGUAGCAGAGCUUCUGUACAUCAUUUUACUUCUGAUUGGAGCCAUUCUUAUGUCAGUAGAAAUGUGCUACUACAGUACCGUCAUUGAUGGGCUAAAGAUCAACGCCUUUUCUGCAGUAGUCACCGUAUUAGCAGGUCUUCUUGGCAUGGUUGCUCACAUGAUGUACACAACUGUAUUUCAAAUGACUGUAAAUCUUGGUCCUGAAGACUGGAGACCCCACACAUGGGAUUAUGGCUGGUCCUAUUGCCUCGCAUGGGCUUCCUUCGCUUGCUGUAUGGCUGCAGCUGUCACCACUAUUAACAAAUAUACAAAAACUAUUUUGGAAUUCAAGCACAAAAGAAAAACGCUGGAAAGGAGUUUAAAGAUUAAAUACAUGUUUCCUGACCAUACAGCUCCAGAGAAAGCUUGCAAUGUGUAUGUGAACUCUUUUCUCAACAGUGCAGAGGACCCUGCACACCCAAUAAAAGGCUUGUGUCACCUGGCCACUAUUUCAGUUCUGUAA
Mesitornis unicolor (brown roatelo) is the source of this 564-nucleotide messenger RNA. Its product is annotated as germ cell-specific gene 1-like protein. The record is from RefSeq and is a predicted model, not a curated record. Bases 112 to 564 code for a protein of 150 amino acids. Gene Ontology annotation, cellular component: plasma membrane. Lineage: Eukaryota; Metazoa; Chordata; Aves; Mesitornithiformes; Mesitornithidae. The transcript has 4 exons.